AUGGAGCGCCAACCGCCUUCAUCCUCGCGCUCCCCCAAGCGCCCACGCAGUCCCAAUGCUGCAUCCAGCGACCAGAAGAAGCCGCGACUGUCCUCCUCCCCACCUAUCGGCUCUGUGCGCGACGACACGCUGCGUAUCGUCACCCAAGUGCUGCGCGACGAGAACCGCCAGCUCAUGGAGGACCGCGAUGCCCUCGAAAAGAGCAAAGCGGCGCUGACGGAGAAACUCGCACAUACUCAGCGCAGUUUGAGGGACAUGGAGGACGAUAUGGCUCGCUUGUAUCGCCAGAAGCAGAAGGAGAUGGACACACAGCGUUGCGAGUUCGAACAGAAGCUGCAAGAGGCUACAGCAAAAGAGUCUAAGGAGAUAAACGCUACUCUAUUAUACUCCAAACAGACAGCUAAAGAGAUGAACAGCUUCUUACGCAGCUGUGAGCUCUGGAAAACGAGAUUUACUGCAUUAACUGGGCAGCUAGAGAUAAAGACGGAGAAAAUAGCAGCUCAGCAGGUACAGAGCGUCGUCCGAGACCUGGUGACGAGUGUGGAGGUCAAAACACUCAAGAACGAGGCAGAGAGAGAGCAGAGGCUGUUGCAAUGGGCCACGUGGAUCCAGGAGGACACUGCUAAGUGUCUAGAAGAGAGAAACAAUGAGAGACAGGACACGGAGGCCUUUGAGGCCAUGGAGAAGCAGUUAAUGGCCGAUCGAGUGGUGGAGUUGGAGACGCAGUUGGCGCAGAAGAGAACAGUGGAGAAAGAGAAGGAGAUGGAGCUGUCUUCUUUAAGAGCAGCACAGGAAGAGACUGUAGUGAAGGAGGAGGCUGAAGCUGAGAAGAAGAGAAUGGCUAAAGAAUUGGAACAGAUGAAGAAGAAGAUGGAGAUUUUGACGCAGGAGAAUGUGACGUUAAAACAGCUUAACGAUAAGCUGGAGGAGAAACAUAUGUAG
Molecule: messenger RNA, 942 nt
Organism: Phytophthora nicotianae INRA-310
Lineage: Eukaryota; Oomycota; Peronosporomycetes; Peronosporales; Peronosporaceae
Exons: 1
Coding region: 1-942 (313 amino acids)
Source: RefSeq, a predicted model, not a curated record